GUACCCUACUGGGCCGAAUUGAUAAAACAGUCUACUUGAGUAGAUAUGAAGAAACAUAACCAGGGAAAUAGAUAAUCUUUUAUUCUGAAAUGUUACCUCAGCAGAAGUGAUCAGUGUGCAGUGAUAGUGAGGUUUAACAAGCCAUCUCAUUGAAGCUGUCACGAUAAGGCGGCCAAAGGUGGUAGUAGGAGGUUAGGCUGCUGGAGACCUAUUUGACUUCAUGAAACCACUUCCGGAUUCAACGUCUUGCAUAGAAGACGGUGUGUCUGUCGAGUCCUGGGUAGCGUGGCGCGGAUUCGUGAGAGAAUACGGUAUCUUACUUUACUGGCGGUUCUAUUAGCUUAGUCUCUGGUAAGAAGCAUUUCAAGAAAUUGGCCUAAUUUAGCCAGCCGAUCGCCAACAAGAGAUAGUGAAGUAGAGGGAGAAAUGGACAAGAAGUGCGAGACAGAUCGGGUACUAACAGGAGCACGAUGUUGCAUCGUAUGCAUUGCAUAUGAUUGCAACAUAUGUAGGCAAGAACACGCACAUGGGUGAUCCGGUGCAUGUGGAAAAGUACUGGCGGGAUUUUUCACUCUAGUGGCUGACGAUAACGUUGUGCGUGGUGGUUAUCUGUUCGUCCUUGCCUAAGACCGGGUCAAGAUAAUUGAGAUUUUCCUAAAGUCGUAAACAGAUGAAUAGUUUUUGUAAAAUCCGACUACGUGGAUGGACUUGAAUUCUCUAAGAAUGAUGAUGACAACCAUAACCCACUACAGAAGCUGUCCCCUCCGCUAGAGCGUUGCUGGGAGCCCGUAUACGAUCCCGGCUAUUGCCGAUCUGCAUAAUACAUACUUCUGAAAAAAUAUUGCGGGCUGAAGGUCUUCAGAGAAAAAAAUGCUAGUUUUGUCGGGUCAUUUUUCAGUCUUUGAAUAAAAUUCGAAAGGUUAAACAACAAGUCAAUCGGAAGACGAGACUUACGUCAUCAACGACAUUCAGAAACACCAUCGAGCGUCUACGCAGGAUCGUCUCUUAAUACGGGAGUGCCCCUAUAAUUAGUUUCACUGUGAUAGAACCUUCAUCGUCGCCUUUUGAGGUGGUCCAUUCUGAAGAUGGUUCACUCAACGACUCUAUCAGGUGUACAGACAUUUCUUCUGCUUCGGCUAGUACGGCGAGCCGUUUACGAUUACUCGACGACUGGCCACUGCCGAACCUUGCGCUGACGCUAAAGGUGUCAUAGUUGGCCAUGCCGCUGGGCAUGAUCAACUGCACAGGAGCUGCAGUGGCCGCAAGCCCGGCCGCAUCUUUUGGUGGCGCAGGUGAAAUCCUCGGUGAGAACAGUCUCACUCUAGGCACCUCGAACACUUCAGCUCCGAGCUUAGGCGCCGAAGUCAUGCAAAAUUUAUUAGCAAAUAAUAUGACCCUCAACGGAACCGUCUGCAAUGAAAUUCCUCGGGCUGCGCCAGCAUUCACUACCGCCGUACUGCUUAGGGCCUGCGUGCUAUCAGUCAUAGCAGCCUUGUCAUUGGUGUCAAACGUGGCCACGUUGGUAUCAAUAUCGCGAGUCAAUCAACACGUCCGUUCAUCGCUUUAUUCUCUGUUAGCAAAUAUGGCAGUUGCAGACCUUCUUGUCACGGUGUUCUGCAUCGUUGCUGAGGCGGCCUGGACCGCAACGGUGGCUUGGUUAGCCGAUGAAGUAACCUGUAAAGGGCUCAAAUAUAUGCAGGUAUUUUCUUUGUACCUGUCAACAUUCGUGUUGGUCCUGCUAGCUUUCGACCAAUACCUAGCAGUCACCUACCCGAUGCGAAGGGACAAAAAUCGAAGGCUCAUUCGACAGCUCGUCGUGUUCAUUUGGUUUCUAGCCGGAAGCCUAGCAAUCCCGCAGGUGUUUGUAUUUCGUGUUCUUCGAGGCCCUUUUAUCGAGGAGUUCUACCAGUGCGUCACGUAUGGUUUUUAUUCAGCAAAAUGGCAGGAGCAACUAUACACAGGAGUAUCAUUUGUGACGAUGUUUUGCGUGCCGCUCUGUUUUCUCAUUGCAAUUUACGCUUGUACCUUCGUCACGAUAUCACGCACUCAGGGAGGCGUGUUACUGCUCGCCCGUGGCAGCGGCGUCGGCUGCAGUGUGUCGGCUACGUCAUCUUCCUUGACGAUGGAGCAACAACGUAAGCGAUUGUUUAACCGUGCCAAGCGAAAAUCACUUCUAAUAACGCUUGUCAUUGUGGCCGCUUUCGUCGUCUGCUGGACACCAUACUACAUGAUGAUGGUGAUCUUUGUCUUCCUAGCUCCUGAUGAUCAGCAGCUUACCGAGGAGCUGUCGGCAGCAAUCUUCUUUUUUGGCAGUUCAACGGCGUUGAUUAACCCGCUCAUCUAUGGAGUAUUUCAUCUUCGGCGCAAUCGACGAGGACCCGUUCGUGGCGUCUUGCGUACGGUAGCUUCUCAAGGUUUCUCGGAGCGGGACGCCGAUUCGAGGGUAACAACCGCGAGCUCCCGUAAAAUGCAGCGAGAUCCAGCUUCGUCGAAUUCGCUUAGGUACAAUAUAACAACUAUUCAACAGGAUCUAAGCAAUGGGUUAAGCCAUUCCUACGGGCAACUUCGAUGAGUGUUGGCAGGUGCAUAAGAGCUGUGAGCUUCUAGCGCCAAUUACAGAAAAUUGUUGAGGCAUUAUGAUCUGUGGUUGGUAAUAUUGUGUAAGACAAAUCUCUAUAAACAGACUGCAAGCAAAAUAAGAUACGCCGUUACUAUCCUUCGCACAAGAUCGAAAAACAGUCUGAGAAUGUGCGUGUGUGUGUUUAUACAUACAAAUGUAUUUAAACGUAAGAUAAGAGCACUCGAAUUAAGUCACAUUUUACCUUUCGACUGAAGGCAGCUUUAAGAAUACUCGGUUUACUAUUGACAAAUACCUGUACGGCUACAGUAAACAUUAUAUACGGGAUGACUUCAAUUAUAAUCCAAGUUACAACUUAUAUAGAACGUUCGAUAACGCUUAAAAAGUCGCAUGUUAUGAUAUCACUACGUCGCCUGUGAAUAUACUAUACGUUAUACCUAGAUAUGAAUUACUGCGUGGUAUCAGAUCGGGGACGAGUUCCUGCCUUGUCUUCGUUCUCAUGUCACCGUGACGUCAUUCAUUUUGAAGAGAAAGCUUGGUGAGCCCUGUAAACGGCGCUGCCCUCAUGACAUGCCCUGUAACAUUCGAAAGCUAGAAAACACGAAAUAAAAAACAAUGAAUACAAAUGAUCAUACAGAAUAGAUAUAACCGGACCGCGCAGUGAAGCCACGACUGUAGCGGAAACUUGCAUCCAAUGGCUCUGUUUUGAUCUGUUAUUAAUCGAUAUUGGCAAGCAUUGUUACUGACAGGCAGCAAGCUUGACAUUUAUUUUGCAUCUUUAUUAUAUCGUUGCAGGAGAAACAACGGGACAGACACACAGAUAAACAGUGGGAAAAAGUGAUCCACGUGAAAGCUCGCUGACUGUAAUGAUUAGAAUGCGCACCUCUACAUUUUUAUUUCUAUUCCCCAUUUGUUUGAAAGAGUCUGAUGCAUCGCGUUUAAUAUCUAGCGCUUUACGUAUGCGACACGAGCGCCGUAUUCAGCUAAUUUUGUCACGCACGAUUCUAAAAACGAACUUCAAGGAACGAAAAUAAUACAUAAUUCUGCGGCUAGCUCCAAACACGGUAUAUUACGUAACUGUAUAACAAUUAGGAAACAACUUAAUUGUUUUUUAUUUGAAGAGAAUACAUGUUUGCAAUGCAGCUUACAUAUUGAAGAGACAGAACGGGAAAAAUGAAGUGGUCAGAUAUAUUGUGUUCAAAUUCGCUUAGAUUCUAGCCUUUGUUUCACUGUCGCAAAGGCGAUGUUAGCAUUUGUCAAUCUUAGCGACGCCUAGUAUCAGAGGUGGAUCAGGGCUCAGGACAAUGUUUAAGGUGUUUCUAACGAAAUGAAAAUGCGGAUUCAACAUCAUUUGAUGGUCUUCAUGCCUUCUACGAAGACAAACUGGUAAGCAUCACAGCAGUAUCUAUCACUUGAAUAUUCAAGCAUGCUUCGUCGUAUAAAUCUGGUCGUAAAAAACAGGUCGAAGAGAACUGAUUACCAUUUACAAUAUACUCUUUACGACUAACCAAUGUGCAAAAAGCAGGAAAUAUCCACAUGCAUGAACCAUGUGGUAAACAGCAUUGUAAAGAUCAGAAACCGAAUGGCCAUAAGCAGCGAACGGGCCAGACGCUGUUAGUUGAUGAUGCCUCUUACGUACCUUAGCAUUUAUAUAUUACGCAUAUAUACGGGCAGAUGUGCGAUCGAAGGCAUAGUUACGUAUAUUAAG
Messenger RNA from Varroa destructor (honeybee mite), 4286 nucleotides. RefSeq names its product gonadotropin-releasing hormone receptor-like. Gene Ontology annotation, molecular function: G protein-coupled receptor activity; peptide binding. Gene Ontology annotation, biological process: G protein-coupled receptor signaling pathway; cellular response to hormone stimulus. The record is from RefSeq and is a predicted model, not a curated record. Lineage: Eukaryota; Metazoa; Arthropoda; Arachnida; Mesostigmata; Varroidae. Gene Ontology annotation, cellular component: plasma membrane.